GGCGGGCCAGUGGAGCGAGAUCAUGUGAGAGUCCACGCGCCGAAAGUAGGUUAGACUACAGAGAACCACAGACGCAGAGAGAGGGAAAGAGAAGAGGGCAUCACUUUAUUGCAUAGCAGACAGUGCGCGCAUUUACGCAGGAAAAAAAAAGCGUGAGAUGAAGCGGAAUUUACUCUGAGCAAUCGGAUGAGAAGAGCGAGUAGGCUGUGCAAUAACUUAUGAGGUUUAGUGGUGAUUUUCUCACAACUGGUCUGUUUUGGAGUUUUCAGAAUUUUACUUGAGUUUUACUUUCGGCGCUGUUCAAAUGUACUGGAGUUAUAUUAUCGUUCGCAGAUAAUAUAGCAACAAAAUGAGAGCACAAAUCGAAGUAAUCCCGUGCAAGAUUUGCGGGGACAAGUCAUCAGGCAUCCACUAUGGGGUGAUCACUUGUGAAGGCUGCAAGGGCUUCUUUCGCCGAAGUCAGCAGAACAAUGCGAUAUACUCCUGCUCCAGGCAGAGGAACUGCCUUAUUGACCGAACCAAUCGCAAUCGCUGCCAACACUGCCGCCUGCAGAAGUGUCUGGCGUUGGGCAUGAGCCGUGAUGCGGUGAAGUUUGGACGCAUGUCAAAAAAGCAGCGCGACAGCCUCUAUGCCGAGGUUCAGAAGCACCAGCAGUCCCAGGAGCGGGCAGGGGGUUUGGGCAACGGUGUAUCCGGCCAUGCUGGUGAUGAGGUCGGGGAAAACGGCAGCAGCCACGGCCGGGCCUACAGUCGUGGCUCCAGCACCACACUUAGUGACCUGGAUGACAUAACCACGCUACCAGACGGUCUCCUGUUUGAUCUGCCGCUCACACCGGAGGAAGCUGCUGACUACUGCAGCCUGGAGCUGCUGGGAGGAAGCGGUGGGAGCAGUUCGUCCUCCCAGAGUUCUCCUGAGUCGAACAGACAGGAGUUUAGUGACACGACACACAUCAAACACGAAUACCAGACCCUGCACGAGACGGGACUUUACAGUCGCUCGUUACUUACCCCACCUGAAGGCUGUUCCUUGAUGGAAAUCGAACGGAUUACACAGAAUGUGGUAAAAUCCCACAUCGAGACAAGUCAGUACAGUACAGAAGAGCUGAAAAAAUUAGCUUGGACCCUCUACACACCUGAGGAGAUGCGGGUCUACCAAAACAAGUCCACAGAGAUGAUGUGGCAGCAGUGUGCGGUGCACAUCACGAACGCCGUCCAGUACGUGGUGGAGUUUGCCAAGCGCAUCUCUGGAUUCAUGGACUUGUGCCAAAAUGACCAGAUUAUCCUUCUCAAAGCAGGCUGCCUGGACGUACUGUUGAUCCGAAUGUGUCGGGCCUACAACCCCAUCAACAACACUCUGUUGUUCGACGGAAAGUUUGCAAGCCCGCAACUCUUUAAAGCUCUCGGUUGUGAUGAUCUGGUGGGUGCUGUGUUUGAGAUGGCUAAAACCCUGAGUCGGCUACAGCUGUCUGAAGAGGAGAUGGCCUUGUUUACCGCCACCGUGCUUCUGUCUCCAGACCGACCUUGGUUGACAGAUACUCAGAAGGUGCAGAAACUUCAGGAGAAGGUCUAUGUUGCACUGCAACACUGUCUUCAUAAAAGUGGUGCCCCUGAGGAGAAACUGGCUAAGAUGGUGUCCAAGUUGCCCAUGAUGAAAUCUAUUUGCAACCUCCAUAUUGAUAAGCUGGAGUUUUUCCGUCUCCUUCACCCAGAAACGGCCUAUAACUUCCCUGCUCUCUACAGAGAGGUUUUCUGCAGCGAAAUCUCCUUCCCAGACUCCACUGAGGGCUAACAUUCAUUGAAGUGUCAUACUGGCUCUGAUAAGAGACAGAGAGGAAAGACAGUUAAAGAAAGGCAGGGAAUGAAACUAGAAGGAGGCAGAUGGAUAUGUGUUUGAGAAAUACCAGCGACACACUGACAAUCUUGCACAUUACACUUUAGGACUCCAUCUGUAACCUCCCUCCUGAUCGAGUGAUUCUCUCCUCUAUUUGAACAGGACCCAGAUUUCUUAGAAGACGCUGUUAAAUAUCAGCAGUCAUUUAAGGUGCUGGUUACUAUUACUCAUGCUACCUACAUACAGUGACUCAAAUGGAGUAAAUGAUGUAUAUUUAAUUCAAACAUGGAGCUCAGAUCUCCUUAAAAAACAUUGAGUACUCUUAGAAAGAGAACUAUGAAUGUAACCCACCUAACAUGUGGCAAAGCCUCAGGAUUAAGACAGAAUGUAUUAUGUAUUCCUGCCCCAUAUAUAAAACAAGCUUAAGGCUUGGUUUCUGUAAAUGAACAGUUUUGAUGCAAAACUGUUUAAAGGGACCAAUGCGUACACACCUGAGGUUGCAGACGCCACAUGAGCACCUUCACUUUCACAGACUCAACACUAACACAGCGCACUGCACAGACCACACGUGCACAUGGUGUGUUGUCUUCUGAGCUCUUUGUUUUUUGCAUAUAAAUUUCAGAUAUGCAACUAAACUAAUGAAAACCUCAUCCUUAUUACCCUUUCCCACGCAAAUGCCACUUGGAUAAAGAUAUUAGAUGAUAUUUUGAUAUCCUCGUUUGAUCGGAAACCACAUGUAUGUAGAACAGAAUAGAUGUUUUUGAGAAUAUAUUUAUAAACAGAGCCUGUAGAUAGCAUAUGUAGGCAAAGAUAGGAAGUUGCACCUUAGAACGAAUGUUCUCAAGCCCUUUCAAAGACUUUCAAACCACAGGAGUGGAAUUCUGGGCUGGAGUUGGAAUGACAUGCGGAUUUUCAAAGCUUUAGAUUUAGAUGCAGAUGGACAGCACUUAAAUACUCAAAAAACGGACUUUGCGAGAGCGGGAGUUUGCUGUCGCCUCACAUCAGAUGGCGAAAAGACAAUGGCACUAUGAGACUUUCUGAAGUGUAGCAAACGGCUGCUGGGAGCAAGGCCUCAGGAGAACGCAAGGAGCACACAAGGAAGUGGAUGGAAAGAAGCUUAUGUUUUUAGAGACAACGGACAACCUGAGCUCACCGUCAGUCACGAGGACACCACAGAAAUGUUGUAAUGUCGAAUUUUCUGUACAGCUGUGAGGAUAAGUGGAUCCACAGGCCAUACCUCAUGCUUUGCUUUGUGUCCGAUGUGGAGAUCAGUGUUGUGUUGCUGUGUGAUUAUUAUUAUUUUUUAUUUUUUUUAGUGUCAUCCAUUUAUCCUUUGUGUUCACUAUUGGUUGACAGAACCAUCAGCUACCCCCCUGAGUUUGGGAAUAUUAUGGUUAGUUUAUGUUCUGAAACUUAGCGGUUCAAACCGAAGAAGAAAAUCUGCUAUCAGCGUUCAUUCUUCAGAGGCAGGAAGUCCAGUUUGGUCUCAGGGGAGAUUUAGGAGUGGCCCAGAAACUGGCAUACAAACUAAAGCCCAAAGGAGGGCUUUUCAAAACCUUUGUAAGAUUACAGGGUAUGAAAGAUGUUUCGAAUGAUUAAUAAGUAUCAUCGUCCAGUUUCCUGACACUUAACAAGCUCGCCUGAUGUUUUAUUUUUGCACUGCUGGAACGGUGCCUAACUAUAUUUUCUUGUACGAUUUUAUAUGCUAUAAUACACAUUUUCUGGGUGUUUAACACAGUAUCAUAAUGUCUGCCUGUGCAAUAGUCAGUCUUUCCAUUUUUAGUAUUGACAUCCUUCACAAGCCAAGGAUCUCCUUGGAUUUCAUAAGCACUCCAGCUCGGAUCGUUUAACACCCCCCCUCCAGCUAAGUUCUGUCUAUGCUUUUUCGUUUUAUUUUUUAUGCUUGUCUAACUUAAAUUGACAUGUGAAGGUGGAGAAAGAUUGUAACAAAGUACGUACUUUGUGAAAACCAUUUUGAGUUUUAGACAAUGUAUUUUUGUGGAGUGUAAUUCGCAGCCCUACAAACUGCCACAAGCGUCCGGCCCGUCCUUGAGGGUAGUUCUGGAAGUGUGCGUUUACAUCUACACUCAGUCACUCAGGGAGAUAGCUGGGUUCUCUGUCCUAAAAUGUCUUCUUCAGUUAGCCUAGCAAGACACCUUGCACCAAAUAGAAGACCUUAAACCUUGAUCACUGUGUACGGUAACUUUUUUUGUGAAUGUUAAUCACAGAAGUAUCAAAGAAUUUUACCCCGUCUUAUAUCAGUGCUAUUGGAGGACUUUUUCAGUUUGACUUGCUUAAAAAAAAAAAAAAAAGAAUAGGAUCGAAACUAUAAGGUAUAUAGAAAUAUAUAUAUAUAUAUAUAUAUAUAUAUAUAUAUAUAUAUAUAAGUAUGAAUUUAAUCUUUAAAUCUAGUGUUGUGUUUUUUUACUUGUUUAUUUUUGUGACAUUUUCUUUCUUUAUUUCUGUCCUUUUCUGUAAUAUUUUCUCACCCGUGUAGUGUCAUCCUUUGUCUUGAAGAAUUAAAAUCCUAUUUUUUUAAAGAGCAUUUUUAAGCAGAAAAGCCCCUACAAGAGUCCUCAUUCUUUGCCAUGGUCCUUCUGUGGUUGUUUCAGUUGUAACUUUAUUUUUACGCAAAUAAAUCACAUAGAUUUUAAGAAAUAUAAUUUAUGGUAUAUUAUGGAUACAGACAAUAAGACAAACACAUUAAGAGUUAUUGUUGUACAAUGAGGAUUAAACACAUGGAUUCCAGAAUGUAAUAAAGGUCUUUUUACUUUA
Labeo rohita (rohu) is the source of this 4606-nucleotide messenger RNA. RefSeq names its product RAR-related orphan receptor C a (gene rorca). The transcript is spliced from 10 exons. NCBI's taxonomy places the organism in Eukaryota, Metazoa, Chordata, Actinopteri, Cypriniformes, Cyprinidae. Bases 350 to 1789 code for a protein of 479 amino acids. The record is from RefSeq and is a predicted model, not a curated record. Gene Ontology annotation, biological process: regulation of transcription by RNA polymerase II. Gene Ontology annotation, molecular function: nuclear receptor activity; zinc ion binding; RNA polymerase II cis-regulatory region sequence-specific DNA binding. Gene Ontology annotation, cellular component: nucleus.